Messenger RNA from Podarcis lilfordi (Lilford's wall lizard), 6221 nucleotides. NCBI's taxonomy places the organism in Eukaryota, Metazoa, Chordata, Lepidosauria, Squamata, Lacertidae. The record is from the annotation of a GenBank genome assembly.
AUGAUUUCGCCACUACAUUUCUUGGAGGUUAAACUGGGCAAGAGGCCCCAGCCAGUGAAAAGUGAGGUGAGUUUCAAAAAGGGCCUGUCAGGUGCCAGCUGUUUCUGUAUGCUAAUUCCUUUGUGUUGUCCAUAAGGAAUAGUGUUCACAGGCCUUUGCACACCCACCCACCAAAAUGAGAAUCGAAUAAGUCAGCUACCAUGAACUGUAACUCUAGCCCCUAAUACAACUUUGAAAACAAACAUAGCUGCUGAUUUUGGGCAUGUGUGUGUGCUGCACACCUUUAGUUUCGUUGAACCUUUCUUUUUUCCCUUUUUGUUGUUGUUGUGGAGGUGUCGGCCAUUGGAAACUGGGGCACUACUGACUGCUGUUUUUAUACUGACUGUUCUUUUUAUAUAGGAAGCUAUGAAUUUUAUGGUGUUUACUUUUUAAAUUGUACUCAUCUCAAUCUCAAACCUUUAUUGGCAUAUAGACAAAAUUCCUAAAGGUUCAGUGCAAUAAAAUCACUUGGCAAAAUCGGCAUCUAACAUUUAAAAUACUCUUGUAUAACAUUGACGGAUCCUCAUUGCGUGCUGCAGAAACCUGGCUACAAUUUCCGUCUUAUCCCCAUCCUGGAUAAACAUUAGGAAGGCUACCUUACAUUCAUCUGACUACCACUCCCUGCUAACAACCAACUGAUUAAUGAACUUGUUGGUUUAACAAUCAAUCCCUCUUCCCAGAGAGCUCUGCGAAUUGUAGCUCUGGGAGGAGAAUAGGGGUCUCCUAAGAACUCUCAGUACCCUUAGCAAACUACAGCCCCCAGAAUUCUUUGAGGGAAGCCAUGACUGUUUAAAGUGGUGUCAUAGUGCUUUAAAUGUGUGGUAUGAAUGUGGCUUUAAUUUUCUAUGAAAAGCCACAGGGAACGUGGGGGGGGGGGGCUUGUCCCAAAGGUACUUGUGAACCUCUUUAAUACAAUCUUGCAUUUCAUGUUCAGUGUGUUUGGGUCCAUACAUUGGCUGCGUUCAGAAGCCAGAAGUUGUGGCUAAGCAAAUUAGUGUGUGCCCAGGCAGCAGGCUUGUGCAUUCAGUUCACACUUCACUUCUCCCUAAGUCGAGUGGGGAAACAAACCAUCGAUCAAGCAGGGAAACAAGCCCUGGAUUGGCUGGCUUGGUGCCGCCUCUUAAUUGGCCCUUGUCCUUUGUUUCUUCCAGCAAAGCACCACCAUGGAGCCAAGAACAAACCUUGGCUUCAGAUUGUGGUUAGCUUGAAGAUAAUGUGGUGCCAGGCAUGGUUUCUUUCUCUUCUGGAGAAAGGGAAGAGUAAGCAGAAGAGCUUGAGCUGCAUGCAGAGCCUAAUUUGCUUAACUGUGAUUUAUGGUUUAGUGUUGCAUCCAAACAUAGCCAGCCACUUUCUCAAGAAAUUGCAAAACUGCUUUAAGGAAAUAUUGUUCCAUCCUACCAGCUUUCUGCAAUUAACUGUCAGAUUGGUCAACAAAUGCUUAAUCACUAAAGAGCUAAUGUCACAGCCAAGAGUAUGAGCUGUGAGCCUGGAAGUCCCAAUUCAAAUCUCACCACCUCUACUAACUCCUCAGACAGCAAGGUAGUAGUACUGGAAUAGCUCUAGAGGGAACCAGCAUGGCAGAGUGAUUAGUGGGUUGAACUUGAGCAAUUGAGACCCAUGUUCUUUAGAUGUGCUUCAGGCCUAUCUAUUCCUCUCAGCCAUUAAAUUCACUUGAUGAGCUUCAGCCAGUCAUGCAUAUCUCACCCUAACCUACCCCACAGGGUUGUUUUGAGGACAAAAGAGGGGAGAGGGAGGACCAUGCAUGUUGCCAUAAGCUUCUUGGAGGAAGAGUAGGAUGUGUAUACAGUGGUACCUCGGGUUACAGACGCUUCAGGUUACAGACUCCGCUAACCCAGAAAUAGUACCUUGGGUUAAGAACUUUGCUUCAGGAUGAGAACAGAAAUCGCGUGGCAGCGGCGCAGCAGCAGCUGGAGGCCCCAUUAGCUAAAGUGGUGCUUCAGGUUAAGAACAGUUUCAGGUUAAGAGCGGACCUCCGGAAUGAAUUAAGUUCUUAACCCAAGGUACCACUGUAAUAAAAUGGCCCUGUAAAUAAUCCCAUGUAUGUAAUUCCUACGGCAUUCAGUGGAACUUACUCACAAGUAAGUGCGCAUAGGCUUACAUUAUUAGUCAAGCUUAGCCAUUAAUUAGUCAAGCUAGUGGUCUUUUUAGUUUCAGCCCCACCCCCAGUCUCCCUACUAACACCUGUAAGUUAUUAUAAAAAGAUGAGGGUUGGUAUUUCUUUCAAGUAAUUAGUGAUGGCUUUUAUUUAUGCAACUAUAAGUUUUUUCACCCUCAAGAGAGCUUUCAUUUCUUCUGUUAUCCUCAAAAUGGCACACGCAUUGAGGAUUUGGGUAAUGGUGUAGUUUGUAUUUAAUCUAUCUUCUAAGCCAAUUAAAUUUAAUCACUUAAUCUUUUGAUAGCCUUGGAUACUUUCUGUUGUUCCUAAAGGCUCCAUGCUCUGGUCUGGAGAGAGCAUCCCUAAGCCUACAAGAAGCCCAGAUGAUGCCACUCUUCACUGAUGCCAUUCAGCAAGCUCGGACUAGCCUGCUGGAGAUGCAAAGAGUUUAAAAUAAACAAUAUGAAUAUUAUUUAUUUUACAGUUAGUGUAAUUUAUGAUUAUUUUGAUUAGCAGAGGAAAAAAGGUAGAUUAAUUUGCUCUUUCCUCAAGAGUUUGGAUACCAAAUAGAUGUUUUGUUCAGGAGCGGAGGUUAAGACUUCUUUACGAAUUAGCAAGUGCUAUAAGUACUGUCAGGGAACUGCCAUCAGCUCAGAGGCGAGAGGCGGAAGGGCAGCUGGGUUACAGGGAGCCUCCAAAGAUCAUGAGAAGCAGCACUUCCACCGCGGAGGAGGGAAGCCCCGCCUCUAGUGGGGAAGGGAUGCAGGGCUCGGAGGAUGCAAGAGAGAGCCAAGACACCAUGCAUGAGCAAAGCGGGGGGGAGGCAGGUUCCCCCUUUAGCCACGCCCUCUCUGAGCAGUAGGUUGACGUGCAGAGAGGGGAGGCGUCGGAUAGGGGUCAAGAGACUACUCUGCUGGGGAAAGUUUAAGGACCGCCCACUCUCUGAUUCUGCUAGUGACUGAGCAAGACAUGGAAUUGAGACGUUCUGUGCUGUAAAUGUUUUUGCACCAAUAAUAAAGCCUUUGAAAAGACCAGUGGGGAUCUUGCCUGUUCGCUCUUGAGCAACCACACUGGUAGGCAUAACAAGUACCAAUGUUGAAACUGAAAUGAAAACGAAUUGCAAAUAUAUGGGCACUCUCACCCAGGGAUGGGGAAUCUGUGGUCCUCCAUCCCUGAUCAUGGGUCAUGGUAGCUGAAGCAGAUGGGAACUGGAGGCCCACAGGUUCUCCAUCCCUUCCCUAAUACUCAAAAUUAUGCAACAUCUAAAAAAAUAUUUUGUGGUCAGUAGGUCAGUGUUACGUGCAUGCCUCCGUGUGAAAGCACUCUUGGAGAGAGGAAUUCAACAUUGUUCUGUUUAUUCUGUCAGCUUGCCCAACAGAACGAUGAAAUGGGAUUUGCCCCCCUCCUCCCUCAUGGGCUGUCCUGGGGGGUUCUUGAGACACUCCAGAGCCAAUUUUGGGGGGGCACACUCAGGGAAGAGGGGGACAAAUCCCACUGCACUAGUGGGACAUGUUAUGCUGGCUCCUGCCAGUGCACCUCCUAGAUUAAACCUCAGACUCAACUAUAAGCUGCAAUCUUGGCAAAGCGCCUCAAGGCUGCGAUUCUAUACACAUGCACCUGGGAACUCCAUGGGAUCUGAUUUUGCAUGAACGUGAAUGGGAUUGCCCCACACGUCAGGGUGAUAAUUGGCAGAAAAAUGCAGUAAUACAGAAAGUGAUGAAGGAUUUUGACUGCGUUGGGCAGCAGAGGGGCAAAAGGAGGUUGAAAGGCGCCAGCAGUAGUAAGCACUGACACAGCCGGGAAGGGAGGGCAAAUAGUAAUGGAGGUUACCGCCCACACACUUCGCCUGCGCUUUCUGCUUGUGUGGUGCCACCUUGAGAAAACCUCGUCUUACUGUUUAUAGCAGAGAAUUCCCCCGGAGGCAGACGGCAAGAACAGUCGCCAUAGUCAAAGUCCUCAGUCAAGAGCGUCUUUAUUUCUUGACUGGCCACACAAGCAUCUAUAUUACAAAUAUAUACAAACUAUUUACACGCCUUCUCUAUCUUUCCAGCUCAGUAAACUCAGGGUGUGUGUGUGCUUUCCUUGUCCAGCUUGCAACUUCCUCCCUUUAUUUGCACCUCCAGCUGACGCCAGUCAAGCCAACAGUGCUACUCCCACACACUAAAGAAAACUCUGGAACCUUCUUUGAAGCUUCCAGGAACUUUUAUCUGUCUCUUGAAGAAUGUUUUCCUAACAGAUAAUCCUGGGAAGACUACAGUGACCUGGUAUCAAAAGAGGACCCUGUGGGAGAACAACCUUGUGGUUUUAUAGCUAGGGUUCUGCAGGCCUGGACUGGGACUUAACCAAACAGCUCCAUGCAAGAGGCGCGUACCGAGGUUUUGUCCUGAGCUUCUUUCAAGGAGGCUGUUGCAUUGCCUUUUCUGCUUCUUUUGUCUGGUUGUAAUGGUGUGCCUUUCCCUUUAGCUAGAUGAAGAAGAAGAAAGGAGGAAAAGGCGCCGAGAGAAGAACAAAGUAGCAGCUGCUCGGUGUCGGAACAAGAAGAAGGAGAGGACAGAGUUUCUGCAGCGGGUUAGUACCGUAUCUUCCAUGGUGUAGUGGUUAAGAGCAGUGGACUUGUAAUCUGGUGAACCGAGUUCGAUUCCCUGCUCCUCCACGUGCAGCUGCAGGGUGACCUUGGGCCAGUCACACUUCUCUGAAGUCUCUCAGCCCCACUCACCCCACAGAGUGUUUAUUGUGGGGGAGGAAGGGAAAGGAGAUUGUUAGCCGCUUUGAGACUCCUUCGGGUAGUGACAAAGUGGGAUAUCAAAUCCAAACUCCUCCUCCUCCUCCGUCCUCUCCCCCCUCUCUUUCUCACUGCCAGCACAAGGACUUCCGCCUCUCCACAGCUUCAUUUUCUUGCCCAGAGCAUGCUUUUAAGAUGGGCAAAAAUAUCUUGAGGAAAUCCCAUUUCGUUGGAAACUCUUGUUUUACUCCUCUGUGUGAGAUGUGAACAAUGAACAACUAGGGUAUGAAUCCAGUAAGGCAGAGGUGGAGAAUCUGUGGCCCUGCAGUCGUCGUUUAUGUAUAUAUAAUUUUUAUUAAAUUUUCUGUUCUACAAUUUAAAAUACUCAUUUUACAUCCUUAAGAUAUCAGUGACUUCCCUUCUUCUCUUUCCAUGGUUCAUUUUACAUAUCAUAAAUCCCUGCAUAUUUUACAAGAACUAUACCAAUCAGUAUUCCAUUAUUGCAUCCAUCAAAACUUAUUUACACUGUUGAAUUUAUCUUAAUGCUGCCAGCAUUUUUCACUGUACACAAUUAAUUCCCAUAUAUUCGAUGAACGUUUUCCAAUCUUCUUUAAACGUACGUUGUUCUUGUUCUCUUAUUCUAUGUUAGAUCUGCAAGUUGUGCAUAUUCUGCCAACUUAAGUUGCCAUUCUUCUUUGGUUGGGACCUCGCUUGUUUUCCAUUUUGGGGCUAACGAAACACGGGCCGCAGUUGUAGCAUACAUAAAUAGCCUUUUUUAACACUUGGGAAUUUCAGUCUGAAUUAUCCCCAACAAAAAGGACUCUGGGGUUUUUUUUGGGGGGGGGAGGGGAGUACUUUUAAACAUUUUUCCCCAAUUCGUUAUGGAUCAUUUCCCAAUACCCUUUUACAAGUCCAGUCCUGCAAUCAUUGUUGGACUACAACUCCCUUCACCCGUGAUCAUUGGUCAUGUAGGCUGGUGCUGAUGGGAACUGCAGUCCAGCAAUGUUGCCAGGGCUACCGGCUCCCCGUUGCUGCAGAAAGAAGCUGGAGAGGACCCCUGCAUGUGACAGUUGUGUGUGUGUCAGGUGAUGCUGGGGCUUCUGAAUGCAUUGGUCAAGAAAUUAACCCCCCCCCCUUGUUUCUCUGGUUCCUGCUUAGGAAUCUGAACGCCUGGAGCUCAUGAAUGCCGAGCUGAAGGCCCAGAUCGAGGAGCUGAAACAAGAGAGGCAGCAGCUGAUCCUGAUGCUGAACCGCCACCGCCCCACCUGCAUUGUGCGGACAGACAGUGUCAAAACCCCAGAGAACGAGGCCAACCCGCUGCUCGAGCAGCUGGAGAAGAAGUGA